UUUGACAUUAACAGAAACAAAGAGCCACGACAGGAGGAUUAGCCUUCAACACAGAGCAGCUGCAGCGUGCGACAACAGCGCAAUGGCGAGUCCGGAGGACGUGAUCGAGCCGGUGGCAAAAAGCUCAGCGGCCCAAAAGCUGGGCAGAAGGCGCUUUAUGCACGACAUCCAGAACCUGAGUCCAGACGAGAUAGAUGGCCUCAUGUCUAGCAGCGAGGGUCGGCCUUUCCUCGUGGUGCAUCAUCUUCCUGAGCUGAAAGAAGAGGGAGUGCCAAUGUUAAUGCCUGGUACUCCUGUUACAUGCAGAGUGGACAACACAGAAAAAUACACUACUCGCUCUAAGGUCCGAGUGGGCACCCUGUACACAGUACGGCUAACGCACGGUCAUUUCCACUGGACAGUGAAGAGGAAGUACAAGCACUUCCAGGAGCUGCAUCGAGACCUCUACAAGCACAAGAUGAUGAUUCACUUGCUGCCUCUGGGAAGGUUUGCAAAGGACAGGCACCAGCUGAGAGCCAUGUCAGAGGAAAUGCCCAGCCUGCACGGGACUGAACGCACCAGAAGGACCUCAAGCAAAAUGAAAUACCUUGAGGAGUACCUGAACGGUCUGCUGGAUAAUGUGUUUUGUAGGAACGACCACAGCAUGCUUGAAUUCCUCUCUGUGGGCGCACUCUCCUUCGUCACUGAUCUUGGACCCAAAGGCUUGGAGGGACCCAUCUUCAAGAGGUCAGGCGGCCACCGGAUUCAAGGCCUGAACUGCAUCGGCCACCAUCAGAUCUGUUUCCGCUGGUCCCGGCGCUGGCUGGUGGUCAAAGACUCCUUCCUGCUGUACAUGAACAGAGACAACGGCAGCAUCAACUUUGUGCUGCUGUUUGACCCUGAGUUCAAAGUGAAAGUGGGCCGCGCUUACACAGACACCAAAUAUGGAGUCUGCAUUGAGAACUUCACUCGGAGCCUGAUCAUCAAAUGCAGCAGCUAUAGACAGAUUCAUUGGUGGAGUCAUGAGAUCAACCGGUUGGCAGAAACCUGUGACUUUCUCAAAGUGCAACGCUUUGACUGCUUUGCUCCGCCGAGAGAAAACAUGCUCACUAAAUGGUAUGUGAAUGGAAGUGGAUACUUUGAAGACCUGGCUGAUGCGCUUGAACAAGCAAAGGAGGAAAUCUUCAUCACAGAUUGGUGGCUCAGCCCUGAAGUUUUCCUCAAGAGACCAGCAGCUGAUAACUACUGGCGUCUGGAUCACAUACUCAAACGCAAAGCGGAGCAAGGGGUCAAAGUGUGCGUCCUGCUGUACAAAGAGGUGGAGAUGGCCCUCGGCAUCAACAGUGAGCACAGCAAGAGGACUCUUAUGAAUAUGCACCCAAACAUCAAGGUGAUGCGUCAUCCUGACCACGUCUCCUCUGUGGUGUUCAUGUGGGCUCACCAUGAAAAGAUGGUGGCCAUUGACCAAACAGUGGCCUUUGUGGGGGGGAUUGACCUGGCGUUUGGGAGGUGGGACAAUAGCCAGUACCGGCUGACUGACUUGGGUUUGAAGGAGAAGGCUGCCGGUGAAACGGACGAGGCCCUGAAAGCAGAUACAGUGGACAAUGGUGGGGCUGAUGGUCAAAAACCCUCUGAACCAGAUAAGCAAGCAGAGCAGGACCCCGGGGAUCUGACUGGCAACACUAAACUGUGGCUUGGCAAAGACUACAGCAACUUUAUCAGGAAAGACUGGGUCCAACUGGACAGACCGUUUGAGGAUAACAUCGACCGUACUCAAGUUCCUCGCAUGCCGUGGCGUGAUCUGUCUGCGGCUACUCAUGGCAGCGCUGCCAGGGACGUGGCCCGCCACUUCAUCCAGCGCUGGAACUUCACCAAGAUCUUCAAAAACAAGUACAAGGACGACUUCUACCCUUACCUCCUCCCUAAGUCCCAGUGUACUGCUGACAACCUCACAUACACUGUGCCUGGGUCCACAAAGGCCAAAGUGCAGGUGCUGCGCUCUGCCGAUCGCUGGUCUACUGGAACCUGUGAGAGCUCAAUCCUCAACGCGUACAUCCACACCAUCGAAAACAGCGAGCACUACAUCUACAUCGAGAACCAGUUCUUCAUCAGCUGUGCCGACGGGAAAACUGUCUACAACGGGAUCGGUGAUGCAAUUGUGAAGCGGAUUUUGCGUGCACACAGAGAGCAGAAGAAGUACAGAGUGUUCGUGGUGGUUCCUCUGCUUCCUGGGUUCGAGGGAGACAUCAGUGCAGGAGGUGGAAAUGCCAUCCAAGCGAUUCUGCACUUCACUUACAGGACCAUGUGCCGAGGGGAGCACUCCAUCCUGGCAAGACUUAGUGAAGUUAAGGACCAGUGGACUGAAUACAUCUCACUCUGCGGCCUGAGAACACACGCCCAGCUCUAGUCGCUCGUCACAGAGCUCAUCUACGUUCACAGCAAGACCCUCAUUGCUGACGACCGCUGCUAUAUCAUUGGAUCGGCCAACAUCAACGACCGCAGCAUGCUGGGCAGCAGAGACAGUGAGAUGGCUGUGUUUGUGGAAGACGAAGAGAGGGUCCCGUCCGUCAUGGGAGGGGAGGAGUACCAGGCGGGACCCCUCACACUCGCUCUGCGCAAACAGUGUUUCAGAGUCCUUGUUGGAGCUUCUUCAGACCCCAGCAUCAAUAUUGAAGAUCCAAUCAGUGAUGAUUUCUUCUUCUUGGCCUGGAACGCAGCUGCUAAACAGAAUGCCAUCAUUUAUGACAAGGUCUUCAAAUGCCUGCCCUACAACUCAGUCCACAACAUGCGGCAGCUGAAGGAGUACACCGGCGAGGAGCGACUCUGCGACACAGACCCUGAAAAGGCCGCAGAGGAGCUGAAGGCGAUCAGAGGGCUGCUGGUCCACUAUCCCCUGAGGUUCCUGUGUGAGGAGAACCUGUUACCUCCUUUGGGCACCAAAGAGGGCAUGGCUCCCGUUGGGCUGUGGACGUAACCACAGCUCCGGACCACUACGUGACAGUUUAAAGGGCUGCUGUACCACAUGCUCCAUAAUCACAUGGUCAGCGCUGCACACUAAAGUAGUUAUAGCACUGGCACUUCAACGGUGAGGAAAAGAUAUGACUCAUAAGACCUUUUCACACAUGCCCACCUGAAAAUCUCAGAACACAAAAAAACGUCCUGAGUUGCCCUUUCACACAUGUCCCUCACAGCGGGAGAUUUUCCCCGUCGUUCAGGAGGAGGGGGGGGGGGAUCCCAGGAGCCUGAACAUGACGUCAAAAGGGUGCUUCUGUAGUCAUCGUUGGUACAUUUACAUGUACGGUUAUAGCUUGAUUAGACCAUUCAUUAGGACUACUGUCCUUGUCUCUGUAUACAAACCCCGGGGAAGAAUUGAUUUAUUCAUGGAAGUAUAUCUGACUCACCUACCGUAGUUAGCGAUAAGCCGUUUUUCAACUUAUUACUUUUGGACCAUCUUCUGCUUGACUUAUUACAUCACAUACAAAGUGUGUAUUAAUGACUGAUAAUAACCCAGUAGGCUACUAAUUAGCAUGCUAAUAAGCAGCUAGUUAAUGGUGAAUAUUGUGACCUUUGUUUUAAAUGUUACCGUUGAAGCCAGGUGUGGACACCGUGGAGCAUGAGCAAAACGCCAAAGUCCUUUUCUGGCUGUUUGAGGUGUUACUACAAGACUGAAUCGAACCCCAACUGCAUUAUGUAGGUGUGUUAGUGUGAGUUAAAGAAAUGGGGAUUUAGAGUGAUUUUAGUGGGACUAACAUUUUUACACGUUCUUUUUAAAAGUGCAGUUUUAGUCGAACUAACUCAAUAUAUCAACUUUAGUAUCGUGUAAACGUACAGAGUGAAAAGUUUACAACAUAUCCAAGAUGGCAGAAAAAGCAACGUAGUCGUAUAGCUUUUUGAUAACCCUCUUUAUAAUAUACUGUGUGUUUGGAUGUAUUAAAAGUAUCAACACACAAGUGGGAAAGAACAUGGGCAUGAGCAGAAAUUGUACGGGGCAGCUUCAUUCCCUCUACAAACUGGUUACAUUUUAUAAACUUCACUAGCCCCAGCCACCCCUCGCUCAGAGGGAAUUUUCCUGAAUAUAACCGGCUGUGUUCACACAUCAGCUCACCCUGACUUAUUGCGGAAAAAGUCUGAAUAAAUUUGGGGUGAAUCAUGCAGCCGUUUGCGUUCACACAUGCAGUCCACCCUGAAAGAAACAGGACAUUUUCAGGACUUUAGUUCCAGUGUGAAAGGGGCUUCCGAUGUUUUGUAUUGUCUUUGUGACUGACAAUGAGUUAGUCUGAAUAUAACCACUAAAAUGUUCGAUUUUAUGAUGAUUAUCUAUUAGAGCAGUAGCUUCAUCAUCUGUAUCGGCCAGUUUGUUCUCGAUGUCUGCUCCAGAACUUCUUCAAGACAAUCUGAACCGACGCUGGUGAAACAAAAACAAAAAAAAAAAGCACAAAUGAAUGUAUGAGUCAGUGAGGAUGUGAGGUUGUAUUGGAAACCUAGCAUCUCACAUGAUCUGGGAACAUCGUGUACAGUUAUUGGUGCAAGGUUUUUAGGUGGGUGGCUGUGUCUCUCUCUCUCUCUCUCUCUCUCUCUCUCUCACACUCACUCGCUCUCACUCUCUCCCUCUGAGGCUUCACCUCUCACUGCAGUGCCAGCAAAUCUGUCAGAACAUUUGUGGUUGUUAUGGCAACGGAUAUAAAGAGAUGACUGGAUUGGAGCUGAAACACAGACUGGAUAGAGAAGGAGAAGAAGAGUACUGAUAACAGAGAUAACUUACUAAAUCACGAUGGUGUUUGUGGGAAGACAGACUGGAAUGCGUAGAGAGAAAAAGGACGGACGAUUUCUGUGGAGGCCGAAUCAUUUGAAUAGUUUUGGAUGAAAGAUCAGGUGGGAUAAAGGUGGGAGUGAAAUAAAAGCAGGACAAGAUAAUGAAAGGGUGUCGGGGCUGAUUUACCGAUAAUUGUUGCAUUUCCUUUUUUCAAAGUCACCAUGACAACCAAGUGAGUUAUUAUUUAACCAUGUUGUCUGCAGUCGAGAACAGAACAUUCCUCUCUGCUCUGACAAAGCUGUAUGCAGAGACAUGAAGUGUUUCACUGUAGAGUGUCUCGAUUAUUUCCACGGUUCUGCAUCCAGGUGCCAUAACAUGCCCAGAAUAUCUACCCUAUAAUAAUGUGCUCGCAACAAAACAAUUGUUCGGUGCAUUAUAUUUACAUUUGUGUUACAUUGGGCAUUGUCUUAUUUCAGAUUUGGAUUCAGACAAGUUUAGGAAUCCUAGAAGAGCAGUUCAGUUUCACAGCCUACUGAGUCAUUGAGAGAGGCCAAGACAAUUUAAAAACAACUAAAACCCCUAAAAACAGGUAGACAGGCAGGCUGCUGGGUCGCACACAGUGGAGCGCCCCCUACUGUAACGUGUCUUACAUGAAUCAUGCAGCUCCCGCGGUUAGAGCAUUAUCACGUCAUAUUUUUCAUCUUAAAAUGCAAAAGAAUUUUAUGCUAUUUUAAAUAGAUAGAUAAGUUUACUUUAUUGAUCCCAGACUGGGAAAUUGUGGUGAUACAGCAACAGGUUAUUAAAGCAAAUAAAACAGAAAACUAGAUACAAAGUAAAUAAGCCCUAACAAUAUAUAUAAAAAAAAUACAUCAAGAAUUUAGCUUAACAUUACAAAUUAGUCAAGGAUGUAAAAAAAAAAAAAAAAUCAUGUCAGUUUUUCUGCUAAUUCCCUUUACUGAGCCAUGAGAAUCACAGUGACUACUGAGCAGUUUAGAAAGGUAUUGCAAUUCGUGCUGGGAAUCUUUGGGUGUCUCACGACUCGAUUUCGAUUCUUGUGAUGACGAUUCGAUUUGAGAAUCUAUUUUCUAUUCAAAAAGAUUCUGGAUUCAUGAUUCAAAGUGUAUUUUUGAAUAAGUACACACUUCAUCAGGAUUUACUCCAGUCAUCUGUGAGGCCGGCUGAGUAUCUUGCUGCCCCAUUUAUCAUUCUACUGAGUUAAAGAGCUAGCCUUAGCACUUAGCAGGGAGUGACUGAUUAACCAAAAAACAAGUUAUGAAUCGAUUUAAAAUCUCAGAAGAUAAGAAUCUCGAUUUUUACAUAAAUCGAUUUUUUUAAUCGCAAUGGACUAAUGUAGCACCAGUAAUGAACGAAGGGCUCUUGAAAGUUUUGUUAUGACUGAUAUCAUGUUAGAGUUGACAUGAGCUGUCUUCUUUAUGUAGAAAAAAAAUCAUUUUACAAUGACAAUAUAUCGUCCAUAACUAUUUAACACGGGCGUCAUCACAGGAGUCUGACCAAGACGAGGGCUUUCUUUAACCUCAGAUUUAACAAUGUUUCUAAGACCACUUUAUGUCUCUCAUAGUUUGUCACAUGGCACCGAGUCUUUCCAAGUUCAUUCAGUGCCUUUUGUAAAGCAUCUGUUCCAUAACAAAGUUUUUAGUGAACUACCAGCAGAGGGACAGAUGAUAUGUUGUAUAAUGGACCUUAUGAAUGGGGAUCAGUUUCUCAUAGUCUUAGCCUUUUCAUCGUGUUCACAUGAGAUCUAUAUAAAAUGCUAAUAAAUGACUGCCCCGUGUUUUUAGAGAGGUCUGAAUCUAAGGACGUUCGGUGGAGGGGUGUGGUGAUUAUGUUGUAAUGUAGCUCAAACUUCUAAUGAGUGGGACUUGGUUGUAGCGAUGGCAGAGCUGGAGAAAGUGCACAGAUUGCCUCACAGCCUUUGGAGACUUGCCCACUAGUCAUCAACACUACCUGUGUGGUUUCAGUGCAAACUUGGUCUGUGAAUGUGACAGAUGAUAAGUAUCCCUCAGGAAUGCUGCCUUACGCUACAUGAAGCACCUUUCACAGAGGACUCAGAGAGACCAUCUGUGUUUUUAUAAAAUUGGUGCAACGCUGGCUGCAGAACUUUUCACUUUAAAAAAAAUCCACAUUAUGAGUCUUUGCACAUGAGAAGCUGACGAUGUGCUGGCCUCUCUUAAACAACACAUCGUGGUUGCCUUGUCUCUGUUUAACGGUUUCCACGGUGACCUUGUACUUUUUCUAUGAAACUACUUUUUAUUUUUGAUGACAGUAACAGCCAGCAUUACAAAACAGAUUCAUGUAAAUAUAACUGAUAGAAACUUGUGAUUUUAGCCUGUACCUAUUAUCCAUAAAAGUCACUGUGUGUUAACUGCCGUGUAUGGUUUUCUAUAGCUCAAGGUUAUAAAACAUUAAAAUGAUGUUUAGGCUACUAACACAAGGGAGAAGAUGGAUAAAGAUUUGUUUAUUUCAUUACUUAGUACAGUUUAAACAACUUGUUCUUUACUGUUGUUGUUUUACUUUACUUUCUCAAUAAAACAUUUUUUUUAAUUGAA
Messenger RNA from Labrus bergylta (ballan wrasse), 7299 nucleotides. NCBI's taxonomy places the organism in Eukaryota, Metazoa, Chordata, Actinopteri, Labriformes, Labridae. The record is from RefSeq and is a predicted model, not a curated record.